This is a messenger RNA of Tachysurus vachellii, 2126 nucleotides long. RefSeq names its product TLC domain containing 5a (gene tlcd5a). NCBI's taxonomy places the organism in Eukaryota, Metazoa, Chordata, Actinopteri, Siluriformes, Bagridae. The record is from RefSeq and is a predicted model, not a curated record. The coding region runs from base 686 to 1417 and encodes 243 amino acids. The transcript is spliced from 3 exons. Gene Ontology annotation, cellular component: membrane.
UUGUAUGCAUGUGCAGGGUGCUGAAGGUUUUCAGAAAACAGGCAUUUUAAUUAACCAUUUUAAUUUGUUAAAACAGUGUAGAAAUUGAUUAAAACGGACGAAUGAGUAGAAACUAGCUGACAUGAGGAAUGUAUUUUGUUAUGUUUACAUUGAUAAUGAAUGUAAAGAUAUUGUAAGACAAUGAUUCGAAUUGUGCUACAAAUGGUACAAUCUGAGGAAUAAACACACUAUUAUUUUUAUGUAAAUAGGUCCAUGUUUGUAAUCCAGGGUAUUAAAGAAGAAUCAAGUCUAAUAUUAAUAUAAUAACAUAAAUAUAUAAUGAUCAUGAUUGUACUGUUAUGUUGUGAUGUUUAUAAUAUUAUGAUGCACACAUUCUUUUCUCUAUAUAAUAUAAUUUGUAUACUUGGUCUAUGGAUGGUUAAAAACACAGUGGAACAUCUAACUUUUUUUUGGUAUGUGAGACUUGCUGCAUUCUUGCCAUAAUAACUUUUGGUCUAAAUGCUGAAAUCAACCAGAUCUUAAGUGUUUCUCAAUCCUUGCUGGGCAAUGCUACUGUGUUCCUACACACAUACACACAUGGGAGUGGUCUGAGGUCAGAGAAGGACUUCAAGUAUUGAUGUGAUUAUAUAAAGCUUUGAUUGUUUGUUUAGAAGUCUCACCAGAGUCUCUCGCCCACAGCUCAAAGAUGUCGCCACUGGUUCUUGGAGUAGGUGUUUGCUUGGCUGGGUGGAUUGCUCUCUAUGCACUGCUGUGUUACACAAACGGCUCUUGUGGCUAUGAAUGGAACUGUCGGCUGGUCACACUGUUUCACGGCAUCCUUGCAGUGUGUAUAACUGCCUAUAUAGGCUACGUAGAUGGACCAUGGCCUUUCACCUACCCAGGCACAAAGAACACCCCUCUCCAAAUCACAGCAAUGGUGGUCAGUCUUGGCUACUUCAUCUUCGACAUGGCCUGGUGCGUGUACUUCCAGACUGAGGGUCUGGUAAUGCUUGCCCAUCACACCAUGAGCAUCCUGGGUAUUCUGCUGACCCUGUGGCUUGGUGAAUCAGGCAUCGAGUCCUGCGCUGUGAUCUUUGGCAGUGAGAUCACCAACCCGCUGCUGCAGACCCGGUGGUUCUUGAAGCACUCUGGCCGCUACAACACUUUCCUGGGUGACUUGGUGGACGUACUGUUUGUGCUCUUGUUCGUCAUUAUGCGAGUAUUCGUGGGCGGUGCCAUGCUGUACUGCGAGCUGAUCUCACCCAGGCCAAAGUUCAUUAUCAAGUGUGGUGGCGUGGCCAUGUACAUCUUGUCGUGGGUGUUCGUAGCUGACAUUUUCCGUUUUGCAUACCGUAAAAGCAGCGUGAAAUUCCAGCACUGGAAGAGUCCAGUGCAAGUAAAUACCGAUGCCAACAGCCACGCAAUUAAGAGAGACUAGUAGGGAGGUCUCUUCAACCAGGACAUUAUUUUGAUCAGAAUAUACACCUCUACAGGUAUUAAUCAGAUAUCAACUUUGACUAACUUUGUUAACUAUGUUUUUUAUGAACAUGAAUGUAGAGGUAUAUGACAGAGACGGCUUUUAUAAUUGAUUUAAACUCGAAAUAGUAGUUUUGCUUAAUUGUUUAAGGAAAUAAUUAUUUUUCGAUUUUUUUAACCUCAAAUUUUUAACUUUUGUAAUAAAACACUAACUUGGCCAAGUCUUUUUUUAGUCAGAAUUUCAAAAGCCCUUCAAGCUUGAUACUGUAGAAGAGGCUCCUAAAUCUCUUGCUCAGAACACUGAAGCAUGGAGAAUGUUUUUUUUUUAAAUGGUUAUUAUAUUGAAAUCCUUCAAAUUAAUUCUUAAUCUAACAUGAUCCGUGGACUUGGAUGUUAAACUUAGAAGUCAUUUUUGUGUCAUGUCUUUGUUUUAGAACUCUAUAACACACUGUAUUAAUAAGCAACACACUGUGAAGCAUUCGAAGGUUUGCUUGCGUGAAAUUAAUUUUGUAAUAUUGUAAUGUUGAAAAGCCACAUUCGAGUUUUGACACUUUUUUAACUUGUGCAAUAUUAUGUGUGCAUUUACUGUGGUGUUUACAUUGUUUUUGUAAACCUAAGGAUUUCAAAUAAUUUUGACAGUGAUAAUAAAUGCCAUUUCACUUCUUUUUGCA